Molecule: messenger RNA, 3539 nt
Organism: Lucilia sericata (common green bottle fly)
Lineage: Eukaryota; Metazoa; Arthropoda; Insecta; Diptera; Calliphoridae
Gene: Rubicon
Product: run domain Beclin-1-interacting and cysteine-rich domain-containing protein
Exons: 6
Coding region: 230-3295 (1021 amino acids)
Cellular component (GO): intracellular membrane-bounded organelle
Molecular function (GO): phosphatidylinositol phosphate binding
Source: RefSeq, a predicted model, not a curated record
GAGAAACUUUUGACAUCUGUGUCAGCUUUGUUGUUUUUAUCUGCGUGUUGUGUGCUUUUUUUCUUACUGCGAAUUAUAUUUUCCCAAAAAGCGAGAAAAAAAUAUAAAAUAAUUAAUCAUAAUUGUUAUUUCUAGUUUCCUUGAGAUUUUGGGUAUUUCAAUUUAAUUGUUAAAGAAAAGAAAAAAACAAAGCAGAUGCAAGUACUAAAUUACAAUCAUAAACAUAAUAAUGGCAACAAAAGUAAAAGAAAAAUUACAACUGUUGCCAAAAGACGAAAUAAAGUGUCGUGAAUUAAUUGAAAAUUUAAAGAAAACCUUAAAUCUUUGGUUUCUUUAUGGGGCGGUUGAUGACACGAUUUUAAAGGAAGUACUCAAUUCAUGUGCGGAAAUUAUUUUACAUGGUUUAAAAAAUCAACCAGAAAAGCUGCAAGCAAAUACAAGUAUUAAUGCAUUAGAUUAUGAUUCAUCGCCAACUACAUCUGGUGCAUCUACGAAUGUAAAUAACAACAACAAUAAUAACAUCGACAAUUACAAUGGCAAUAAUGACCUAAACUUGAAUGUUCUACAUAAAAUAAUCGAUGAUUUUGAAUGGGUGCGUAAUGCAGUUAGUAUACGACGUAAUUCAAAUAAUACACCUCCCCGUAGUAUUCUAACACCAACAUUAAGGGGAGCAACAGCAUCUUUACUACUACAAAAUCGACAGACACCGUUGAAUGUAAAUCGAAGACAAACUCCACGAGAAACGACAAUAUUAACACAUGUGACACGAUGGUUAAUGCACAAUCUUAACGAACACAAUUUAUGUGGUUUUUUGCAGUAUUUAGUCACCGAUAAAGAACUAUUAGAAGAGCAUUACAGCGAAGAAGCUCUACUAAGGCAAGAAAAAUAUGUUACAAUCUUAGUUAUUGGCUUGACGGCCUUUGAAACACAUCAAUAUGGUCUUUUAAGUCAAAUAGAUGCGGUGCUCAAAGAUGAUAUAAAAGACAACAAGAAUCACAAGAGAUCUAAUUCUCAGCCAAAUGUUAUUAUAGUACCGCAAACCAAACGAAAGGUUUCGUCUGUAAAAAAUUCGCCUACAAAGACAUCAACACAGCUUCAUCCCUCUUCUACCUGUUUAUCGACUAUACGUAAAACGAAAAGUCUUCCCGAAUUCACCAAACAAAUUUUAACAUCACCAGAUGACACGGAUGUUGGUUACUUAAAACGACCUAGACGUAAAACCAUUGGGACAAUCGGAUCUAGAAUAACUAAACCUCAGAAUAUACCACAAAACAAUAUUUCUCACAACGUAAACUCCAAUAUAAAUGCUUCACACGCCACUACCUCGUCUUCUGGUUCCUUUUUGUUGGAUUAUGACGAUAAUCAACCCACAACAUCACAAGCAAGCUCAAACCGUAGUAAAAGUCCAAUAUCGAAUUAUACCAUAAAUUCAAACAAGUCAAAUACAUCCAGCUUAAUGUCGACCUCAGUGUCUUCCUGCAAUUCGAAUAGCACAACCAAAUGCAUACAAUUAAUUAACACCGAUGAUAUAAAGAUCUGGACAGAUCACACUUGGGAAAUGAAACAGAAAAAUAAACAGCAGAAUCAGCAUCCAACAGCUUCCUGUGCUAUACCCACACCUUUGGCCUCCAACGCCAAGCCUUCCAAAAGCCUUAGUCCUUUGAACAGCUUCUUUUCUUCGCUUUUCAGUACCCCACCCUCGUAUACAUCUUGGUUUGUGGAUCAUGGUGGUCGAACAGAGCAGGAAACUACUGAAACUGCCAUAGAAUCCAUUAUACCAGACAAUCAACAACAACAUCAUCAGAAUCAUCAUUCCGUUAUGUCUUCUCAGCAACAAUUGUCAUCCUUAUCGCUGGGUUCUACAGUUUUCGAUAAAUUUUUACCCAUCGAUGGUAAAAAACUAAAAUCUCGUAAAUCACAAAGUCUGUUCGAAGAUGUUAAUACUACGCUUGAUUGUUCGGGUAUUAAUAUGUUGGUGUCGGGUGAUUCCCCCACAACAACAUCUUCUCCGGGCUCUAUGUUGGUUACUCCAAAAAAUUGCCAAAGUUUAACAAGAUUUUUACAAAUGUCUCACUUGUCACGCAACAAUACGGAGUUGGAGAAGGAAAAUGCCCAUUUUCGUAUAUCGGAGGCAAUAAUCUCCGCUAUAGAGCAUAUAAAGUGGAAUAAACUGGAAACGCAAAAAGAUAAAGAGUUACGAGAAGCUACACCUUUGGCUACAGACUACUUGGCCUCGUCAGAUGCUACUCAAAAUUUCAACGUACCCACUUCAUCCGGUGAUAUUAUUGAAGGAGAACAUAUACCUUAUGCUGAGUUAGAAGAAGUAAGCUAUGAUUUACUUUCGGCUGAGGUGGUAGGUCUUUCUCUUAUAUCGAAAUUUGAUGAGAAACAUCUACCAAAAGUUUCUGAACUAAAGUGGCUGGUAUCGGAUGAUGAUACGCCACAAAAAUUGUUACCCAUGCCCGAUUUAACAAGUUCAGCUAAUCCUGAUGAACAUGUCAUACAUUCGGCAACACGUGGCACCAGAUAUUGGGCACCACCAAGGCAACAAAUCAUAUUUACCGAUCAUCCCACGCCAAACCGCAAAGAAUUGUUAAAGAAACAAAAUUAUCGCUGUGCUGGCUGUGGCAUGCGGGUAUCACCCCAAUAUAUGCAGAGUUUUCGUUACUGCACCUAUUUGGGUAAAUAUCAUUGUACUGGUUGUCAUCGUAAUCAAAUUUCGGCCACACCAGCCAAGAUUUUGCAAGCCUGGGAUUUUAAAUGUUAUCCAGUUAGUGUCUUUGCUUAUCGUCUGCUGGAACAAAUGUAUGCUUAUCCUCUAUUCUAUGUACCCGACUUGAAUCCUGCCUUAUAUAUUCGUAGUAAAUCAUUGCUCAGUGCUCGUAAUAAACGUUUACAAUUGAAAUUUGUUAAAGACUUUAUACGCAUGUGUCGUUUUGCCUUGCGUGAACAGAGUUAUUUUGAAUCGGUACCCGAUUAUAUAACCGCCGACAUCGAUAAUUGGUCUAUGUCGGAUUUUAUCGAUGCACACACCAAGUGCUUGCACCGCUCCAUAGAUGAGUUGAUAAGUAAAUGUGAAAAUCAUAUAUUUAAUUGUGUGCUUUGUACGGCCCGAGGUUUUCUAUGUGAAUAUUGUCAUGCUGAUGUGAUAAUAUAUCCUUGGGAAUCACGUGUUGAACGCUGUGAUCGUUGCGGUACUUGUUUUCAUCGCAGCUGCUGGAAAUCUUUGAGUGAAAAAUGCUGUCGUUGCCAAAGGAUCGAUAAACGUCAAGAUGAAAUCAAUGACGUUAUUUAAAGAGUAUAAUUUAAAGAUUUUUUAAAGGUUUAAUGGUAACUUUUAAAAUUUUAUUAUUACUUUAUUUAUUAUUUUGUUAGUUUCUUUUUUUAGUUUCAAUUUAUUUAAAAAGAUUUUUCGAACAAAUUUUGCAUCGUUUAAUUGUAGUAAUAUACAUUGUAGCUUAUAUUGUAUUUAUAAUUUAAUAUUUUUCCCAAACAAACCAUGACCCCGAAUAUGAAUUUUUGGAGAAUUUACAAACCUA